GGGGAGCUCGGGGAGAAGACCGGCAGGCGGGGGAGAGCGCCAGUGCCAUGGGCCAGCUCUGCUGCUUUCCUUUCUCAAGAGACGAGGAAAAAAUCAGUGAUAAGAAUGGAGGUGAGCCCGAUGAUGCUGAGCUGGUAAGGCUCAGUAAGAGGCUGGUGGAGAACGCAGUGCUGAAGGCUGUCCAGCAGUAUCUGGAAGAAACACAGAACAAAAACAAGCCAGGGGAUGGGAGCUCUGUGAAAGCUGAAGAGGCUGAUAGGAAUGGCACCAACAGUGACGACAGGAAGUGAGACCCACAUGCAGGCAGGACCCCGCUGCCCCGGGAGAAGCACCCCUGCCCGCCUCUGCCGAGUCGGGGGACUCAUCGCAUUGUGCUGUCUAAGUGUCUUGUCCAGUCUGUGAAGAUUGCCUCAUGCUUUUCCCGAUUGAUGUGUUUGCAUUUCUGAAGCACAACAGAAGAGAAAUGGAGAACUGGGACUCUCAGAGGAAAUCAGUUUACGAAGGAAGCGUGGCCCGGGUUUCACUUGCCCCAGCCGUGGCUGAGGGGGAGUGGCUGUGGGUUAUGCCGGGUGGACUCAAGUGAAAGGCCACAGAAGAGGCCUUGGCGGAGAUGGAGUACUGCCACUUCAGUUGCUUAGCAGGGCAUUUCACUACCUUAUCUGAGGCCAGAACACACACAGAGCUAGCAAGUGCUAUGAUUGAAAUGAUCACUGUUGAGAUGAUUAUCCAUGAGUUGGUCCACAGUGUUUCACGUUUGUCCUAUGUGUGAUGUUCCUAUGCAUUACUUACAGUAAAUUUGAUUCUUGUAAAUGAUAUAUUUUGGUGAAAUGCAACCUUUUCUAUAAAACGUGGGCAGCAUUUUAGAGGUUUCUUUUUAACCUUCUUUUGAUAAGUCAGUAUGCCAUAUUUAAUGUUUUUUCAUUGGCAUUUGUACGUGAAAUGUAUCAUAUAAUUUUUUUCCCAUAGGCC
Messenger RNA from Odocoileus virginianus texanus, 969 nucleotides. RefSeq names its product A-kinase anchoring protein 7 (gene AKAP7). The record is from RefSeq and is a predicted model, not a curated record. Lineage: Eukaryota; Metazoa; Chordata; Mammalia; Artiodactyla; Cervidae. Gene Ontology annotation, molecular function: protein kinase A regulatory subunit binding. Gene Ontology annotation, cellular component: cytosol.